Messenger RNA from Ceutorhynchus assimilis (cabbage seed weevil), 2279 nucleotides. NCBI's taxonomy places the organism in Eukaryota, Metazoa, Arthropoda, Insecta, Coleoptera, Curculionidae. The record is from the annotation of a GenBank genome assembly.
UAUAUUUAAUUUUCCCACGAAUCGAUUCUCAGUUUUCAGUAGUAAAGUGUCGAAUGUUGAUUGAGAAAAAGAAGAGUUCAAUGAAAAGUGUCAAAGUCAAAUUCAUUCAUUUAUUUUUCAUUCAUAAAAAUUAAAAAAUUAUCAUUUUUUUUGUAUGAUAAACGUAAAAAAACCCGUAAAUAUUGUAUAGUUUUUCAAAUUAUUAGUGCCUGCCUGUUAUUUGGUUGUAAAACGAUGUCAUGUUAACUCAAGAGAGGGAAGAAAAUAGUUGUUGAAAACAGAUUCCUACUUAAUCAACAAAAUGACCCCAUUAAACCAGUAACAAUAUUUCAAGAAAACAUCAUAUAGAAAAUUAUUUUGUAACAAAAAUGAAAAUAUUUUUUUAAACUUUUACAACUAUGACUGAUCUCGAAAACUAUGCUGGUAGCAGGCUUUUGGAAGGACUGAGCGGCUACACCAGUUUGAAUGUGGACCAAUUGAAUUUCAUCGUGUCCCAACUUGUUGCCCUAGGAUUGGCAGGACUAUACAGGACAGUCCUAGGACCAGCUAAAGUUAGUCCCAAAGUAAGACACAUAUUUGGACUACUGUUUGGAAUAUGGAUGUCAUAUUUUUGUUUCGGUUAUCAGGCCCUUCAUCUUGCUGGAUUACCAGCUGUAUGUUAUUUGGUACUUCUAACACAAAAACCCUCAAUAAUGCACGGCGCAGUAUUAUUUACUGCCAUGUUGUAUUUGUCCGUGGUGCACUUGCAUCGACAAUUUCUCGAAGAUAGUUCAUUUGGACUGGACAUAAGCGGCCCUCUAAUGGUAAUUACACAAAAAGUUACCAGCCUGGCUUUCAGUUUACAUGAUGGCCUUAAAGACGAAGAAGAAAUGACUGAAACUCAAAAGCAUUACGCUUUAAAAAAGAUGCCUAGUUUGUUGGAGUUUUUCAGUUACAGUCUAAUGUUUCCAUCAAUAAUGGCCGGUCCAGCAAUAUUCUACAAAGACUAUAUAGACUUUAUCGAAGGAAACUCGAUAGCAACAUACAAAAAACCAGCCCAAUCAUCUAAAACCAUUGUAGUUCGUGAUCCUAGCCCGCUAAGAGCUGUGUGCCAAAAAAUGACUCUGGCCCUUAUAUGCGCCCUAGUGUUUGUACUUUUCCUGCCCAGAUUCCCAAUAUCGAGGGUGAAGGAACAAAAUUUCAUAGAAAAUACAACGUUUAGCUACAAAUUUUGGUACCUGACUGUGGCCACAUCUUUGGUGCGUGCCAAGUAUUAUUUCGCCUGGACUUUAGCGGAUGCCAUUUGUAAUAAUGCGGGAUUGGGAUGGGACGGGGAAACUUGGAGUAAAUUUUCGAAUGUUGAUAUUUUUCAUUUUGAGUUUGGGACUAGUUUGAAACAAAGCAUCGACUCUUGGAAUAAAGGCACGAAUUCCUGGUUGAGGUUUAUCGUUUAUAAAAGGGUUACGAAUUAUUCUACUUUGAGUACGUUUGUUUUGAGUGCUAUUUGGCAUGGGUUUUAUCCAGGGUAUUAUUUAACUUUUCUCAGUGGAGCUUUGUUUACUUUUGCAGCCAGAUCGAUGCGACGUCUUUUGAGGCCCUAUUUUAUAACCACAAACGAAUCCAAACUCCUAUAUGAUUUGAUCACGUUUUCUGUAACAAGAUUCGUAAUGGCUUACAUCACAUUCACAUUUGUUUUGCUCGAGUUUAGGAGUAGUAUUGUAAUUUAUGACAAAUUGUAUUGGGUGUGGCACGUUUUAGCUCUAUUGGCUAUUUACGUGGCACCUCAAAUUAUACCCAAAGCCCAGCUGAAUCACAAGAACGGUAUUGCGAUGGCUCUAAGUAAGGCAGGGCCGUAUUCCGAUGCUAUGGGCAAAAUUGACUGAUUUAAUUUUAGAUAAUAUUAUUGCUUCCUUUGAAAAGCUUUUGUGUAACUGUUAAUAUAACUCACUUCCAUAAAAGACUAAUUACUUAUCAUCACUUGCACUGAAAUUAAGGGUAAUACGAUCAAAAAAUUAUAUAUUAUUAAUUUGUUCCUUUAACUCUCAGUUUAUUAUAUUAUAUGUUUUUUCCAUUUAUAAAUGUAUUUACUCUAUUUUAUAUACGGUUUAAAUACGGGAUUAACACCCCGAUGCACAAAAUAAUUGUUGCUACUAAUUUUUAUAUUAAUGUACCUAGAAUUAUUUUAAAAAAGAAAAAUGUUUAUAUUUUAUAAAAGGUGAAGCUCGAAUUAUACCAUUUUGUUACCAAAAAUAAUAUUUUUGCUGUAUUGAAAAGGGUUGUUUUAUUUUAGUGAUAUUUUG